AGUGCCUGCUGGCCUAGGGCGUUGCCGGGAGGACCAGGUGAACCCAGAGCCCAGGCCCGCACUGGAGCCGGGAUAGCUGAGGUUCGGGUGGGCUUUGGCCCGGAGUAAAGAAGCCCAGAUCGUACGGCUCGAAGCGUAGAAUGGGGCAGUAGGCGGAUCGGGACUCAAGCCGGGGCGUGGCUACAGAAGCGGGGCAGAAGUAGCGUUGAGGGACCAGCAAGUUGCCUGUCCUCCCUUGGAAACCUCUUAACUGCCUGCUUGAAAUGGCUGGAUCAAGCCCAUGCACUGAUUUACCCUGCUAAGUACUGUGGAAAGCCAGGGGUAAGAUGACCUCCAUCUUGCGAAGUCCUCAGGCUCUCCAGCUGACACUAGCCCUGAUCAAGCCUGAUGCGGUUGCCCACCCACUGGUCCUGGAGGCUGUUCAUCAGCAGAUUCUGAGCAACAAGUUUCUCAUUGUACGAAUGAGAGAACUACAGUGGAAAAAGGAAGACUGCCGCAGGUUUUACCGAGAGCAUGAAGGGCGUUUUUUCUAUCAGCGGCUGGUGGAGUUCAUGGCCAGUGGGCCAAUCCGAGCCUACAUCCUUGCCCACAAAGAUGCCAUCCAGCUUUGGAGGACACUGAUGGGACCCACCAGAGUAUUUCGAGCACGCCACAUGGCCCCAGAUUCAAUUCGUGGGAGUUUGGGCCUCACUGACACCCGGAACACGACCCAUGGCUCAGACUCCGUGGUUUCUGCCAGCAGAGAGAUUGCAGCUUUCUUCCCUGACUUCAGUGAGCAGCGCUGGUAUGAAGAGGAGGAACCCCAGCUGCGCCGUGGUCCUGUGUGCUACAGUCCAGAAAAAGGCAUCCACUGUGUAGCUGCAACAGGAAGCCCCAAACCAGCCUAGUAAAGUCCUGUCAGUCCCCGAGGACAGGUGGCAGUGUCCAGCCUUUUCUCUUAGGGUCAGGGAAUCAUGGACUGAAGGCACUGUUGUCUCUGUUGGACGGCAUCACCUACCCAAAGACCUAGUAUAUCACUUGUCA
Messenger RNA from Cricetulus griseus (Chinese hamster), 1023 nucleotides. The record is from RefSeq and is a predicted model, not a curated record. Lineage: Eukaryota; Metazoa; Chordata; Mammalia; Rodentia; Cricetidae.